GCGCGGCGGCGGCGGGAGCGCGGGGGCUGCUGGGGCCGCCCCCCCCCGCCAUGAGCUGGCGGCGGCUGCGCGGAGCCAUCGCACGGGCCAUGCAGGGACCAAGACCUGUGGUUCUGAGUGGCCCAUCAGGUGCAGGGAAGAGCACUUUGUUAAAGAAACUGCUCAAAGAUUAUGAGAAUGUCUUUGGCUUCAGCGUUUCCCAUACCACAAGGCAGCCAAGACCUGGAGAAGUAAAUGGCAAAGAUUACCACUUUGUGACCAGAGAGGAAAUGCAGAAAGAUAUUGAUGCUGGUGAAUUCAUCGAGCACGCAGAAUUCUCCGGAAAUAUGUACGGGACGAGUAAAGGUGCAGUGCAGGCUGUCCAGGCCCAGAACCAGAUCUGUGUCCUCGACAUUGACAUCCAGGGUGUGAAGAACAUCAAGAAGACAGACCUGGACCCCAUCUACAUCUCAGUGCAGCCUCCCUCCAUAGACAUCUUGGAAAAAAGACUCCGUGACCGAAAGACUGAGACAGAAGAAAGUUUAACGAAGCGUUUGACUGCAGCCCGCAUAGAUUUGGAACUCAGUAAAGAGCCUGGCCUGUUUGAUUUGGUCAUUAUUAAUGAUGAUUUAGAAAAAGCGUAUUCCGAACUGAAGGAAGCACUCCUGGAGGAAAUUAAGAAGACCCAAGAAUCCAGGAAGUCCUGAGCUGCACCUUCUGGGGCAUUUUAACUUUGCACAUCAUUCCCGAAGAACAUCACACCAUUUUAUUCUGAGAGACAUUCCCUUUAGGCUGAUCCUCCUCCCAACUCACUGUAGGAUGUUUCUAUUAAAAGGAAAGAAAACAAAA
This is a messenger RNA of Apus apus (common swift), 828 nucleotides long. RefSeq names its product guanylate kinase 1 (gene GUK1). The record is from RefSeq and is a predicted model, not a curated record. Gene Ontology annotation, molecular function: GMP kinase activity. The coding region runs from base 51 to 686 and encodes 211 amino acids. Gene Ontology annotation, cellular component: cytosol. Gene Ontology annotation, biological process: purine nucleotide metabolic process. The transcript has 8 exons. Lineage: Eukaryota; Metazoa; Chordata; Aves; Apodiformes; Apodidae.